Molecule: messenger RNA, 2579 nt
Organism: Ooceraea biroi (clonal raider ant)
Lineage: Eukaryota; Metazoa; Arthropoda; Insecta; Hymenoptera; Formicidae
Product: glycerate kinase
Biological process (GO): protein phosphorylation
Cellular component (GO): cytoplasm
Molecular function (GO): glycerate kinase activity
Source: RefSeq, a predicted model, not a curated record
GCGUUCGGCGGCUCGGCCGUCACGCGUCGAGCGGUAGUGGGGGAAUGAUAGGCGUCGCUUCUGAAAUCGGCUCGAAAAGGGCAACUAAUUGCGAGCACUGCCUUAAAGAAUUUAAAUAUACAAAGAAUAAGACUGAAAACAAAGAGUAAAAUGUCUCGUGACGUGCGAAGCAUAAAAACUGAUAAAGAAUACCGCGGCACUGUCAGGGGGAGAAUCUUCCAAUAAAUGCGAUUAAUUAUCGAUCGUUAUCGAUUAGCGACAAAAAAUGAUAUUGCACAAGUUCGCGCAGCACAGGCAAGUGUCUCAGUUGUUCACCAGUAAUUGCACAUCAGAGAGAAUAUUCCAUUUAUUUCCGCUUCAAUUUUCCAGUUCUUUUGUCGCUUUUCGUCCUAACCUAUCGAACAUUGCCAAGUGCGCGCAUCCGAGUCGCGGUAUGCCGGCGGAUGCGAGGUCGGACCUGAGGGAGAUCUUCCGCCGUGCCGUGAGGGCGGUAUCGCCGCGCGAGAUCGUACGCGGAAGGGUGAAGUUCCGCGGCCACGCCCUGCACGUCGACGAGCGGGCUUUCCCGCUUCGGGGGAACGUUUAUCUGGUCGGAUUCGGAAAGGCGGUCAUGGGGAUGGCCGUGGCGCUCGAGGAGAUGCUCGGCGGCGUUUUGAAGAGGGGUGUCGUCAGCGUGCCGAGGGGUGCCGUCUGGUCGUCGGAGGGUCGGUCGGACUUUCCCAAGUUGCGCGACGGCGUGGUGAGCUACCGCGAGGGUGGCGCGGGCAAUCAGCCCGACGGCGGGUCGCUCGACGCCACGCGCGACAUCGUCGACCUGGUCGAGGGCCUGACGGAAGCGGACACUUUGCUGGUGCUGGUGUCGGGCGGAGGGUCCGCGCUGCUCUGCAUGCCCAGGCCCGUUCUCGACCGGGACGACAAGUUCGAGCUCUGCCGGAGGCUGCAGAGUGCCGGCGCGGACAUCGCCGAGCUCAACACCGUGCGAGCGAAGCUGUCCCUCGUCAAGGGUGGCGGUCUGGCGCGCAUGGCUUACCCCGCCUCCGUCGUCGCGUUGAUACUGUCCGACGUCGUCGGCGACCCCAUCGACCUGAUCGCCAGCGGACCCACCGUCUACAGCGCCAAGGCGCCGGAGCCCGUGGUUUCUGUACUAAAGAAGUACGAUUUGUACCGGUCGCUGGAGGGCGACCUGAAGACCGUCGUAACGUCCAGGGAGACCUUCGACGACAGCGGACUGCUGACGCCAGCUAAGCAGUUCAAGCACGUGACGAACGUGGUCGUGGGGAACAACGCGACGGCCAUGGAGGCCGCGAGCGCCGAAGCGGCGCGGAAAAAGCUCACCCCGAUCACGUUGAGGAACGACGUCACGGGGAACGUGCGGGACGUGAGCUUGGCGUACGCUCACGUGACGAGCCUCAUCUGCCUGGCCUUGUCGAACGAGUUGGGGAGGGAAGAGUUUCACGAGGGAGUGCGGACUGCGCCGAUUCUUCCAUUGUCCAUCGACAAAGCGGACCGGAUCUUCGACGCCGUCGUCGGGAGUACCGGCGGUGUAGUCCUGAUCGGGGGAGGAGAGCCCACGGUGGUGGUAACGGGCCGCGGAAAGGGCGGCAGGAAUCAGGAGCUGGCUCUGCGCUUCUCCUUGGAUUGGCUGGCGAGGGUAAAAAGGGAGCCGCGACUCGCCGAGUACGACGUAACGAUGCUCAGCGGAGGAACCGACGGUCAGGAUGGCCCCACCGACGCAGCCGGUGCGUUCGGCUACCCCGCCAUCGCGCCUGGAGUGCGCGAUCUCUACGCGAGAGUGAGAGCUAUGGCUGCUGAGGAAGCGCAAAUUGGGCAGAAGCUAAAACCGACGGACAGGAGUGCGAAUCCGCGGGAACACGAUUUUAAUGAAGCGGCGGAAAAGUCUGUUCCUGGCCGGGGAAAUAUCAGCGAACGCAACGAUUGCUUGGCGUUGACGGUGAUGGAGGUAGAACGCAUGUUGCCUGAAAACGCUUUGAGGGAGAACGACACGUACAACUUUUACUCGCGCUUCAAGAAGGGCGCGGACUUGGUCAAGACGGGGUUAACUGGCACGAACGUUAUGGACUUGCACUUGAUUUAUAUCAAGAAACGAUCGUGCAAGUGCGAGCCCGGUGUCUCCGACGAGCCGAUACGCGAAGAGAAUAUUUUCGACGCACACGAUUUGCGUAUCGAUCCGUCGACCGCCGAGAGAUACAAAGCUCUACGUGCUACCUUGAAAUUCGACGGGGAGAAAUUUUUGGAGACCAAAGAGGAGAAACGUUAUCUCGAUAUCAAGAUCAUCGAUGAGAAUCUUGCGGAUCCGUGUUGUAAUAAAGGGCGCAAACUGGAUUGAGCGGGAAAUACACGAGGAAUAUAAAGACAUUGUUUACAGUGUACAUUUUCUAUAUAUUGCAACUAUAUUCAGUAAAAUAAAGUUUCGCAUCGAACAAUAUUUCUCUGAAAAAAGUAGAUUUCGAUACUUUUCACGUGUAAAGAUUGAUACGAUAUUUUAAAAUAUGCAUAUAGAGUGUUCGUAUAAUGUCAAAGGCACUGCUUAAAAAUAAAUCCCUUAAGGGGAUGCUGGA